Messenger RNA from Eruca vesicaria subsp. sativa (arugula), 1605 nucleotides. NCBI's taxonomy places the organism in Eukaryota, Viridiplantae, Streptophyta, Magnoliopsida, Brassicales, Brassicaceae. The record is from the annotation of a GenBank genome assembly.
AGUUCGAUACACUUUUGUUUAAAUCAUAAAUAUCAGUUAACUACAAGUAAAAAAGGUCGACUCUUUCUUCUUCCCCUGAAAAUUCUCAUUUUGACUUCCUCAACCCUAACCCUAAUCGACAUUGCAAAAAUGUCUCACCUUGACGAUCUUCCUCCCACUCCCGGAAAGUACAAAGUUCUGCCGUACCACCGUUACCUCCGCCUCUCGAAACUCACGCUCUGGGCUUCCCUCUUCCUCGCUCUCUUCCUCUUCUACCUCGUCUUAUCUCCUCCUCCGCCGUCUCCUUCUCGCCACCGCAGCCUCAACGAUUCCUCCGCCAAGUACGGCGGCUCUCACUGGGAGAAACAAGUCCGUAAAUCCGCUCGUCCUCGCUCUCCCGGCGGUUUAACGGUUCUAGUCACCGGAGCCGCCGGGUUCGUCGGUACACACGUCUCGAUCGCGUUGCGGAAACGCGGCGACGGGGUCCUGGGUCUCGACAACUUCAACCGGUACUACGAUCCGAAGCUGAAACGAGCGAGACAAGGGCUUUUGGAGAGAUCAGGCGUCUUCGUCGUGGAAGGAGACAUAAACGACGCCGUUUUGCUGAGGAAGCUCUACGACGUCGUCCUCUUCACACACGUCAUGCAUCUCGCCGCUCAAGCCGGUGUUCGUUACGCGAUGCAGAACCCGGGGUCGUAUGUGAACAGCAACAUCGCUGGGUUCGUGAAUCUACUUGAAGUCUCGAAAGCUGCGAGUCCUCAGCCUGCGGUUGUCUGGGCUUCGUCUAGUUCUGUUUACGGUCUGAAUUCGAAAGUACCCUUUUCGGAGAGGGACCGUACGGACCACCCGGCGAGUUUAUACGCAGCGACGAAGAAAGCAGGUGAAGGAAUCGCGCAUACUUAUAACCAUAUAUACGGGUUGUCGUUAACCGGUUUGAGAUUCUUCACGGUUUAUGGGCCUUGGGGGAGACCAGACAUGGCCUACUUCUUCUUCACUAAAGAUAUACUCAAAGGGAAGACGAUUACAGUGUUUGAGUCUCCUGAUAAAGGUAGUGUUGCUAGGGACUUCACUUACAUUGAUGAUAUUGUGAAAGGCUGUUUAGGUGCGUUGGAUACUGCUGAGAAGAGUACUGGUAGUGGUGGGAAGAAGAAAGGUCCUGCCAUGUUUAGGAUUUACAAUUUGGGGAAUACUUCUCCUGUUCCUGUUACUAAGCUUGUGACGAUAUUGGAGAAGCUUUUGAAGAUGAAAGCUAAGAGAAAGGUUAUGCCUUUACCGAGGAAUGGGGAUGUUGAGUUCACUCAUGCUAAUAUCACGUUGGCGCAAACAGAGAUUGGUUAUAAACCUGAGGUUGAUCUUGAGACGGGUUUGAAGAAGUUUGUGAAAUGGUACUUGGGUUUUUACUCAGGCUCGAAGAAGAAGAGUUCUUGGUGAGAGAUCUCUUACUCUCUCUGGCCCUAGUUGGCUCCACUGUUAAUAAACAAACACAUGGUUAUCUCUCAACAUAAAAGCUAUCUACAUAUCUUGCAUUGUUUCUGGUUUGCUAGAUUUUGCUUCAUUUUUUUGUUAGUAGAUUUUGAGCAAUGUACAGCUUCAGGACUUAUUACAUGUUUUUUCGGUGGUGGAAAC